AUGAACUUGUUGUUUAUUCUCUCAUUAGUGAGCCUUGCUGCGGCGGGUGCUAGCAAUUCAGUUAAUACUUGGGGAGGUGUUAUUCAAUAUGAUGAAGAUUGGGGAUAUGUUGAUAUUCGUACAAAUGCUCAUACUUUCUGGUGGCUUUAUGCAGCAAAGCCUGCCAAUUCUCAACGUCCACUCUUUCUCUGGUUGCAAGGAGGACCUGGAUCAUCUAGUUCCGGUUUUGGAAACUUUGAGGAAACUGGACCAAAGACGUUGAAUGGAUCUGACAAUCCAGCUACUUGGCUUCAAGUUGCUGACAUGGUCUACGUGGACAACCCCGUUGGUGCUGGUUUUUCCUAUGUCGACGAUAAAUCUGCUUACACCACUGAAAUCACUCAAAUUGGAAAAGAUUUGCUCGCGUGGCUUCGCAAAUUCCUUGCUCUUCAUCCAGAGUAUCGUACUCGUCCGUUCUACAUUUUCUGUGAAAGUUAUGGAGGUAAAAUGAGCGCUCAAUUUGCUAAAGUCAUAACUGAUUCUAUCAAAGCUGGAAGUCUUCAACUCAACUUCCGCGCUGUUGCUCUCGGAGAUUCAUGGAUUUCUGCAAUGGAUUAUGUCAACACCUGGGGACCAUAUCUUUAUGCUAAUUCUUUCCUUGAUGACCAUCAAUUGAAUACAGUUAAUGCUGAAGCAGCAAGAUGUCAAGCACUCGUGGAUCAACAGAAAUGGGAAAAAGCAACGAAUUGUUGGGGAAAUAUGGAGAAUUUGAUAAGUGUUGAGACGAAUGAUGUCUCUUGGUAUAAUAUUCUGAAGAAAGGAGAUACUGAUGACUGGAGUUCAUCUGCAAUGAGAUCAAAUAGAGUGAUGACUUCAACUCGUAGAUUGUAUAAUCGAUUCGUUGCUCCACAGAAUUUGGAUUCUCUUUCAAAUUACAUGGAUACAGUUGUUCGCAAGAAGUUGGGAAUUAUUCCGGAUAAGGUGAAGUUCGGAGGACAAGCUGGAGACGUGUUCAGUUAUCAACAAGGAGACUUUAUGACACCAAUUUGGAGUACUGUAGAUCAGCUUCUAAAGGAUGGAUACAAUGUGAUUGUGUAUAAUGGAAAUGAAGAUUUAAUUUGUAAUACAAUGGGAACUGCUGCAUGGGUUAAUCGGCUCACUUGGGACGGUGCUGCUACAUUUAAUUCAACAACUAGACAUUCAUUCAAAACUCAAUCAUUCCCAUUGGCUGGAUAUUACAAGACUUACAAGAAUUUGCAAUUCUGGUGGAUUCUCAGAGCAGGACAUAUGGUUGCAUAUGAUACCCCAGAAUCUGCAAUCUUCAUGUUGAAGGCCGUGGUCAAGCAGUAUAAUGCAUAGAACUUUCUCAUUUUCUUUAUUUAUAAAUGUAUUC
Molecule: messenger RNA, 1372 nt
Organism: Caenorhabditis elegans
Lineage: Eukaryota; Metazoa; Nematoda; Chromadorea; Rhabditida; Rhabditidae
Gene: Y32F6A.5
Product: Retinoid-inducible serine carboxypeptidase
Exons: 5
Coding region: 1-1338 (445 amino acids)
Biological process (GO): proteolysis
Cellular component (GO): extracellular region
Molecular function (GO): serine-type carboxypeptidase activity
Source: RefSeq, marked reviewed